Aphidius gifuensis is the source of this 2510-nucleotide messenger RNA. It is a transcript of the gene CPT2, whose product is annotated as carnitine O-palmitoyltransferase 2, mitochondrial. Gene Ontology annotation, cellular component: mitochondrion. The coding region runs from base 135 to 2126 and encodes 663 amino acids. The transcript is spliced from 4 exons. Gene Ontology annotation, biological process: fatty acid beta-oxidation. The record is from RefSeq and is a predicted model, not a curated record. Gene Ontology annotation, molecular function: carnitine O-palmitoyltransferase activity. NCBI's taxonomy places the organism in Eukaryota, Metazoa, Arthropoda, Insecta, Hymenoptera, Braconidae.
AUAUUUUAUUUAUAAUGAAAAAAAUUAUUUCUGACAUUUUGUUGCAACUUUUAAUGUCAAUUGGACUAUGAUCUUGUUUAUUUGUUAAUUGAAUAUAUCAGAAAUCAUCACAAUUUCGAUUUUAGUAUUUCGAAAUGAUACUGUUUCUAAGAAACCAUAAACACCUGCCAACUGUUUUGAAAGGUAGAAAUUUAAAGGCAUCAUUGGUUUAUCGAUCAACAAGAUCAAGUUCAUCAGAUAAUCAAGAUGAAUACAUGCAAAACAGUCGUUUGCCAACAAUGUAUUUUCAAAAAUCAUUACCACGUCUUCCAAUUCCAAAGCUGGAAGAUUCAUGUAGAAGAUACUUGAAUGCCCAACAGCCAAUAUUAUCAGAUGAUGAAUUUAAAAAAACAACAGAAUAUAUUACAGAGUUUUUAAAAAAAGAUGGACCUAAAUUACAUGGUGAAUUGGUGAAACAGGAUAAAAUUAAUAAACAUACAAGUUACAUCAGUGAUGUAUGGUUUGAUAUGUAUCUAAAAGAUCGUAGACCAUUGCCAAUAAAUUACAAUCCAUUUUUAAUAUUUGUACAAGAAAAAAAUCAUAAAUAUAAUUUACCAUUAAUUAAAUCAACAAAUUUAUUAAUAUCAUCAGCAAGAUUUAUCAAGUCACUUGAUGCUGGAAUACUUGAGCCUGAAGUUUAUCAUCUUGAUCCUAAAAAAUCAGACACUGAUUUUUUUAGAAAUUUUACUAAAUUUUUACCAACAAGUAUUGCAACUUAUGGAGCAUAUAUUUUUAAAGCAUUUCCUUUGGAUAUGUCACAGUAUAAAAAUCUCUUUAGAUCAACGAGAAUUCCAAUUUUAGAUAAAGAUAAAAUAUGUCAAUAUCCAGAUUCAAAACAUGUUGUUGUAAUGCGAAGAGGAUAUUUUUAUUCAUUUGAUUUAUUUGACAUGGAAAAUAAAAUUAAAUCACCGCAAUAUAUUGCCACUUGUUUAAAGACAAUAUUAUCUGAUUCACGACCAGCUAAUGAACAUCCAAUUGGAGUUUUAACAAGUGGUAAUCGAGACAAUUGGGCAAAAACACGUCAACAUUUAUUAAAAAUUGGAAAUGAUAAUGUUGUUAAUAAAAUUGAUAGUGCAGUAUUUGUAUUAUCAAUUGAUGAUGAUGAUUUACUUGGUGAAAAUUAUAAUAACAUGUUGAGAAAAUUUUUACAUUCAAAUGGAACAAACAGAUGGUUUGAUAAAUCAUUUUCUUUGUUGAUAAGUGGUGAUGGUUUUGCUGGAAUAAAUUUUGAACAUUCUUGGGGUGAUGGUGUUGCAGUACUUCGUUUUUUCAAGGACAUCAAAAAUGACAUUGAAAAUAAACCAAGAUUUCAUCCAGAUGACAUUGACAAUAUCAGUGUCAAUGAAGAAUCAGUUGAAAAAUUAAAUUUUAAUAUUGAUGAAACAAUUAAAAGCAAAAUCAAUGAAGAAACUGAUAAAUUUUUUAAAUGGACUGAUAAUUUAUCACUUGAUCAUCUUGUUUUUGAUGAAUUUGGUAAAAAUGAUUGUAAAAAAUUUGGUGUUAGUCCCGAUGCAGUUAUGCAAUUGGCAUUUCAAUUAGCUUUAUUUAAACGUGAUAAUUGUUCAGUUGCAACAUAUGAAUCAUGUAGUACUGCUGCAUUUAAACAUGGAAGAACAGAAACAAUUCGUUCAUGUACAAAUCAAACAAAAGCAUUAUGUUCAGCAAUUAUUAAAAAUAAUAAAUCAACUAAAAAUGAUGUUGAAUUUAAAAAUUUAAUUAUUGAAUGUAGUAAAAUGCAUAAUAUUUUAACAAAACAAGCAGCAAUGGGUCAAGGUUUUGAUAGACAUUUUUUUAUGCUUAAAAAUAUAUCACAGCUAAAUGGCAAUGUACCUUCAGUAUUUUCUGAUCCAGCAUAUGCUAAAAUUAAUCACAAUAUAUUAUCAACAUCAACUUUGUCAAGUCCAGAAGUACUUGCUGGUGGAUUUGGACCAGUUGUUCCAAAUGGCUAUGGCAUUGGAUACAUGAUACAAAAUGAUUGGCUUGGAUCUGUUAUAACAAGCUAUCAAAAUCAUCGUGAUGCUUCUGAAUAUGUCCACCAUCUCAAAUCAGCCUUUCAAGACAUUCAUAGAAUUUUAAAAUCAAAUUAAAAUUCUUUUAAAUAAUAUUUACUUUAUUUUUUAUCAAUGAAACAAAUAUACAUUUAUAUAUAUAUUUUUUUUUCUUUAUAACUAUAUCAUUAUUUUUUAUAACAUUAAAUGAUUAUUAUUGUUUUUUUUUAUUUUAAACAUUUUUUGUAUUAUAAGAUACUAAGUGUUGUCUAAUUUGUUUGUUUUUUCGUUUUUUAUAUUUUAAACGCUAAAAGUAUGCUGUUACAUGAUCAAAAUUUGUAUUGAUAUAUUUUAAAGAAUAAAAUUUUUCUAAAUGAAGCUGAUGAUUUACUGGGAAUAUUUAACUGAGCGUAUAUACAUUUUACAUAUACCGAUUGUACACAACAAACAAUCAAUGAUUUUUUUUUUUUUCUUUUAAAUUAA